Molecule: messenger RNA, 5646 nt
Organism: Notechis scutatus (mainland tiger snake)
Lineage: Eukaryota; Metazoa; Chordata; Lepidosauria; Squamata; Elapidae
Source: RefSeq, a predicted model, not a curated record
CUCCCGCUCUCGCCCGGCCGGGAAGUGUGGCUCUCUGUUGCUCCGGUUGCGGUCUGUUCCUCGUGCGUCCCGCUCGGGCACUUUCUCCCCCCGCCCCUCCUCCCUCCUUGCCCUUCUCCGGGCCAAUGUGCACCUUCCGCCGUCCCUUGGCGCGUCUCCCCGAAUGCUCUGCCUGAGACUGGAUGCGAGCUUCGGGAUCGUGCAGGUCGAGGCUUCAUGAACAAGCUGCGCCGCUUCCAGUUUUCGCGGCAUUCAGAGGUCACCGAACUGCCACUAUGGUUAAAUGUCUUGUUUAAUGGUUGAGCGGUGUGGAGAAAUCUCAUUUGAUAGCCCAGAGCAGAAUGCCAGAUGUGUUCGCAUGCUAGGAGAUGCACGCCUGAGAGGUCAGACAGGGGUUCUUUCUGAGCGACGUGGUUCCUACCCAUUCAUAGACUUCCGUCUUCUUAACAAUACCAUUUACUCAGGAGAAAUUGGAACAAAGAAAAAGGUUAAGAGACUGCUAAGUUUUCAGAGAUACUUCCAUGCAUCCAGGCUAUUGCGUGGAAUCGUACCACAAGCCUCACUGUACUUAUUGGAUGAAGACUACCUUGGUCAAGCAAGGCAUAUGUUAUCCAAAGUGGGAAUGUGGGAUUUUGACAUUUUCCUGUUCGACCGCUUGACAAAUGGAAACAGCCUGGUAACCUUGUUGUGCCACCUUUUUAAUAUACAUGGGCUUAUUCAUCAUUUCCAGUUAGAUAUGGUUACAUUAUACAGAUUUUUAGCCUCUUCAAAUCUAAACAAAUUAUCUCAACCCAAACUGAAUAUAGAACUCAACUUCUUACCUCCCAAACUUCAGCAAAAACAUGAUCCGCUUGCUAACUUCCUCACCCCUCUGGAUGUUAUGCUUGGAUUACUGGCUGCUGCAGCACAUGAUGUAGAUCAUCCCGGAGUCAACCAGCCAUUUUUGAUAAAAACUAAACAUCAUCUUGCCGGUUUAUAUCAGAAUGUCUCUGUAUUAGAAAACCAUCACUGGAGGUCUACAAUAGGCAUGCUUCGAGAAUCAAGACUCCUUGCACAUCUGCCAAAAGAAGAGAGUCAUGACAUUGAACAACAGCUUGGUUCCCUGAUCUUGGCAACAGAUAUCAACAGGCAGAAUGAAUUUUUGACCCAGCUGAAGGCUCAUCUAAAAAACCAGGACUUGAAAUUAGAGGAUGCUUCAGACAGGCAUUUUAUACUCCAGAUUGCACUUAAGUGCGCAGACAUUUGCAAUCCUUGCCGGCUCUGGGAGUUGAGCAAACAGUGGAGUGAGCGAGUUUGUGAGGAAUUCUACAGGCAAGGUGAUCUGGAGCAGAAAUUUGACUUGGAAGUAAGUCCUCUUUGUAAUCAGAAGAAAGACACAAUACCUAGUAUACAAAUUGGCUUCAUGACCUAUAUUGUGGAGCCACUCUUUGAAGAAUGGGCCAACUUUACCGGGAACACUCAUUUAUCUGAAAACAUGCUGAACCAUCUGAGAAGAAACAAGACCAAGUGGAAGAGAUUGCUUCCUAAGCAACAUGGCAUCACCAUUGACCACUCACUCCAAAUUACUGAAAACGAAGAGCAGACUUUUAAUGAAGGAGAAACCCCAUAGAGGUGGUACAACAACAAAAUCCUACAGGUCUGUUGGCCCAUCAUCAAGACAGAAAAUCAAGAGAGCUGGAGGAAAACUGAACCUGAAGUAACCUCCUAUUGGGAAAAACCUACAUUAUUUGUAGGUUUGAUUCUGAAGUGCCACCAAAUCUUCCUUCUUCAUCUUAAUAUCUGAAGCCAUUCGUCACCUCUGAUCUCAAGCUUGCAGUAAGAUAAUGAAGCUGGACUGAUAAGCAGGAACCAACUCAUAGGAGUAGUGGAGGACACAGGAAAGACCAGUGCAUUUUGGCUUAUCAAGUUGCAUUAACUUUGUGUGAUAUUGAGACAGGUGUUGAAUAAAGGCUUGGAGUAAUGUACAGUCAAUUGGCAGCUGGGCUGCACAUUAAAACUCACCACCAGCAUCAUCAGAACUCAGAAGACAUUUGGCCACACAGAGAGAAGUUUUAACUGACUAAUGUCUUUUAUAAUUUUUGUAUUUGAUGCACUGGAAAAGGCAUUUAAAGAACCUUGAAGUAAGGUUAUUCUGUGUAUACAAUGAUUUUUUCAUAGUGGUACCCAUUGAUCAUUUUAAGCCACUUUAGAUAAAAGACUGACAUUCUCACCGCAAGAACAGUGUUUCCUCUCGAAUCAAAAGGGAAGAGCUGUACAGUUUAAAUGUUCCCAGAUGUCUCUUUUGAUGGCUGUAUCUGUGGCCUGUUUAUAUUCGCACUUGUAUGUUUUUCAUUAUAUAUACAUAUAUAAUGAAAUAUAUAUAUAUAUUCUCAUGCCAAAAUACAAGUAUCAUGGGAAAGCUACCUGUAUAAGCAAUGGCACUGUGAACAAAAUACUGUUAGUUUUAGUAUUUGUAAAUAUUAUUAAUAUACUUUCAUUUGUUUGCAGAUAAAGGCCUUCAAGUUCCAGCAUUCAGUACUUUAACUUUCUGAUGGCUACUGAAAGUCUUAUGGCCUGUUUUCAUUAGCUCAGCCAAGGAUUACAUGAUCAAUAUCUGCUGGAGGUUUUUGUUUGUUUGUUUUUGUUUGUUUGCAGGUUUGAUUUGCAUUCAUUUGUGGGCAUGAGUUCCAGUAAUUAAUGAAGAUGCAAUUCAGCACAAUUUUUGUCAUUUUUUAAAAACUUCAAUGGAUAAAUCUAUAAACUUUGUUUUAUGUAAAAAUGCUAAUGCCAAACUGACCAAAUGAAAUUGGACCUUGAAGUAGCCAAGGAUUGCAUCAUAUCAAGGGGUUUUGUUAAAAAUCUCCAAGAUUAUUAUUAUAUAUGUUGAAAGAUAUCCACAGAGCCAUAAUCUUACACAGUUUUACUCAGAAUUAUAUUUACCCCAAAGGGUGUCCAGUUCUUUUUUGUCAUAAACUGAGAUACACUACUCUAUCUGUUAAGGCCAGAAUAGGCAGUCUUGGACUCUGCAGUAAUUUGAACGAUACUUCUCACAGUCUCUUGCCUACACCCAGUUUUGUUAUGAGAAUUGAAGCUCAAAACAUAAUUUAUCCCUGCAUUAAUGACUCACUUUGAAGUUCAGGAUAUCUUUCGAAACCAAACAAUGUUACCAAUCAAAAUCUGCAGAAACACGCUAUUAAUGCCUGUAAAUCGCUAAAGAAUUAUCCAGUUUUUCAGGGAUUUUUGACUUUGCUUGUUGAUUAGGUUUAUAGUCUGUCUUUCUAUCAAAAUGGUACACAAGGCAGCUCUCAAUACAUGGGGACAGGAUUUAAGAUGUAAUGAAAAAAAUAAAAAGUCAGUUAAACGCAUUAAAGUUAAAGCCUAUUUCCGCAACUUAAUAGACUUUUAAUAGACUGACAGGUCAACUUGAAGGCUAAAUGACUGUUUUAGGAAUGCCUUUGUGUGCCUAUAACAGAGGGAUGGGAUUAGAGGUGGAGAAACAUCAAAUAAGGAGCUGACUUUAUUCAAUGGAACUAGAGAUGGUUUUGGAUAGGUCAGUUCUCCUGCAAAUUAUCAGUUCACGUUUCAUUAUGUGCAUAUCCAACAAAAUGCACAUGGGCUACUUCUAAACAAGCAAAUGUAUUCUCCAAAUUAACAUAUGCAAAAAGUAUAUGCAUUGUUUAGUAGUAUGGUUUUUUUUCCUAACAAAAUCUUGGUAUUUUUGAUUCAUUAUAUUUUACACAUUAUUUUUUAUGUUAUUGCUAAUUACAUGGAUAUCCUUUUCAAAGAAUACAGCAACACUACAAAGAAGGGAGAUUUCUUGAUAAAUUAACUUCAAACAGGAAAGCAACUGAGCCCAGCUUUCCUAAUGUAUCAAAGAAGUGGCAUAACAAUGGCAGAUUUUAACUCUGUUUUGUAUUGAAGAGAAACAAUACCAAUCAGGAUGAAAUAUCAUAUAUAGUUGGAAUAGAAUGCAAAACAGGUAGUUGCAUAGUAAGGCAAAUAAAAGUCUAAGUCAUAUGUUUGCAAGUCAAAUGAAGAACAACAUUCCAUUUGGAUAUUAUAGAGUAAGGCUAUUGGUCCCUCUUACUUGCUAGUACGAAACUCAUUUUAGCAGUAACACAAUAUUGGGAAAUCAUAAAAGAACAAUGUUUGAGUGUGUACAUCUUUAGUAAAAGAUGGGGGGUGAUCCCCAAGAGUUGUUGAAUUCUAUUGUCUACCAGCCCCGGUCAGCAUGAAAAAUACCAAGGGACAACUAGACUGGCAGACAAACCAAACAUAUAACAUAUCCUUACCCAAUAGAAUCCUGAUUGAGAACUCCUUGGUGUUCACUGAACUUGGUUGUUUUCUUGCUCAAUUUGGUUGUUUUCUUGUUUCAUUACCCAAACUAAGAAAGCAACCAAGCUCAGAGAGCACCAAGGACCCCUCAUUUCAACCCUGAGCUACAAAUAUUCUCCUUUAUUAGAAUCCUGAUUGUUCUCACACAUUCUCUAAUAUCUAACUCUGAAAUGCUUAAACUUCUACCCCUUUUACAGUUUUCAAGCAACCUCCUUAAGACUAGUUCACAGGGCAAAGUGUGAAGAUUAUCUGUUUUCAUUCCUCAAGUUCCCAGCUGUAGAUACAAACAGUGCUCAGUUAAAAAGUUAGUCUACUCUAUGAUAUGAUUGAGAAAUGUUAUGUGAAUGCAGCCACCACCUAGAAAUGCUACCCUUAUAUUUUUAAACAUAAUGUAGAAAGAAGUUGGUGGUCAAAUUAGAAGACUAUUAAGUCACAAAAUGGUGAAGCGAAAAGAAUGUAUCACUGAGUCCUCAGUUGAAUUGAGAACUUAGGCUCAGAAAAUACUUCCAAUUGAUGGACGCAUUGAUCAAACUAUUUGGGGGGGGCUUGUAGAAAGGAGCUUAAUAUAGGCAGGGACAGCAGGAUUCACUCUGCCAAAACUAGCAGAGAUAUUUAACACAAUAGGGCAAAAAUGAAUUGAUUGGAUUUCAGCAGUAUUUUCAUUCUUUUAUUUAUAAUAGUAUCCUUGUGGUUUUUCUGAAGAUUUAACAAAAAAUUAAAUACAAAUUUGCGGAAUAAAAUAAUCUGUUACCAACAUUCUCAAUAUUUACUGUAACCAUUUUCACAUCAUUCCAUAAUUGUUAUUCAUCAGACUGUUUUUAUUUCAAGUGCUGUGGACCAUUCCUUACAAUGUCAUGACAUGAUUAUGAUUUUUAAAAGCUCUAGCCUUGCUUUACUCAGCUAAUACAUGCCAUCCAAAUGCAGGUUCUUAACACCACUCCCUCCAAGCUCAAAAUAGCUCCAGUGAGGUAAUGGGUCAUACACAUACAUACAUACAUACAUACCUACAGUACAUACAUUUCUCAGAUUUUAUUCGGUCCUUGCAUUUUUUUGUCUCAGAAGAAUUAUGACUUACAAAACCUUCAUAUUUGCACAGAGUCCACACGUUUGGAGGGUUUUAAUUUAGAGAAGCUGACUUUAUGGAAUCAUUGUGAACAGUUUUAUCCUGUUAUGCCAUGCAUGAAGUACUUGAAUUCCCUGUUCAACAUGGAUUUGAGCAGAGCCCAUGAUUAAAAAUUUUGUGAUUACCACAAGCAGGGCUACCUCAAGGGGAAAAAGUGGUAGAACAUUUUGUUUUUGUUGUACUGUAUCAGCAGCACAAUCCCUAUAUUU